CCGGAAUCAAAAAUGUCGACCUUAGAGCAUGGCUAUCUUCCAGAUGAUCCGCUAUUUGUGCGGCUCCUCUGGAUUGCAUCUCAAUGCCACGAACCAAUUCUGAACGAUCGGCUCCGGGGAGUUCAGGUGGAUUUUCCCACCUUGCUCCGUGAUAUUUUGGUAUUUCGACAAAAAAUUCGUGAUGCUCUUUCUCCAGAUGUCAUAGAUGAGAAUGGAAUGGUUGCUAGAGAUGGCGUGUACAUUGGCCUUUUGGCAACGGCCAGCCAUGAAUAUAUAGUGGCUGUUUUUGCAAUCGCUGCUCUUGGUGCGGCAAUUGCACCAUUGCCACCCGGCAUAUCGACAGAAGAGACGCUCGGAUAUAUCAAUCUGUGCGGUGCUUCUGUUGUCCUGGUCGGACCUGAGAGUGAAAAUGCGGCAGCUGAGAUACAAGAGCAUUCCCGUAUUAAUGAAUCCCAGCCCAUCCAGACUCUCUUUCUGAGUAAAUGGAGCGCAUCGCAGGAACAACUUGAGACUCCAACCGCCACGAUCCAACCCGGGUUGAAAUUUGACAAUGAACGUCCGGGGUUGUUACUCUUCACCUCAGGCUCUACCGGCGCUCCUAAAGCGGUCAUUCAUGCCCGUCGCUAUCUGUACUCUCUGACACGACUUCCUCCUCGUGUCGGAAAGGGUGAGGUGCAUCUGUGUGUGGCAGAACUGGUGUCCUUCACGAGCGGCUUCCAUCAGGCUUUCAGCGGUCUUCUCCGUGGCACACGCAUAGAAAUGUACCAUUUUGCAACCAGACCAGAGCUGCUCUGGAAUCGGUUGAAAGAAGGAGACGUUACGACUGUCUGCCUCAUUACCAGAAUGUGGUGGGACAUGAUGGUCUAUUACCAAAAGGUGAUCUGCCAGUUGCCGCAGAAUCAGGCGCAGGAAUAUGUCCAGGGUGUGCGGCAUUUGCGAGCACCUCAAUCUGCGGCAGCAAUGCCUCCGCCUUUGUUAAAGCGUUUCUGGAAGGAGUUGCUUGGGAAGUCUCUGUUAGUUACGUUUGGUACCACGGAGUCGGGGGUGAUCUUCCUGUCUUCGGAUGAGGAAUCUGGCCGUCCGGAGGCAAAUGUUGGAAAACCGGCACCUUAUGUCACCAUAAAGCUAACUGAAGGAGAUCGUGGAGAAUUGUGGGUGAAAAAUAGUACUCUCAUGCUCGGGUAUAUGGGCAAGGAGAAACAAGACCAGGAUAUCUUCGAUGAGGAGGGAUUCUAUUGUACCAACGAUGUCUUCCAUCGUGAUGGUGAUAGCUACGUCUGGGAUGGACGAGCAAAAUCAGGCUGGAUCUGGUUUGAGGGCCACCCAGUGCUACUCAAGAGCAUAGAAGACCAGCUACUUGAGCUACCGUACGUGGAACAAGGGCAUGUCUUGGCGCUGUGGGGAGGAACCACGCACCAAGUCGCGGCCUUGGUCCGUUUCCAGCCGGAAAAGGUUCCCAAGAAUGAAUCGAAGGCUUUGAACACCGUGCGCCAAGAUCUCUCUGGCAAGCUGCCGGAAACUCACUUACCGACCGUGCUUCGGAUUUUGCAUGAUGGGGAGGAUGUUCGCCAGACAUGGACUAUGAAAACCGCGCUAGAUGAUAAGGAGGUUCAGAGGUUUUUCCCGUCUAGCUCUGUCUAAGUCUGCUGGUGUACAUAAUUUACAAAUACACCUCCGUACGGAGUAGAGCUUAGUUACAAGGGCUGAACUGUGGAGCUGUCGGCAAUGGAAUUUUCACGACGCUGAGAUUUCCAACAUAUUCUCGUCAUAGUACAGCUGGCAGAAAUGGCUGGCAGGGUGUUUACACAUAAUAUAAUGCAAGCGAACAUUGGCAUCAC
Molecule: messenger RNA, 1838 nt
Organism: Aspergillus glaucus CBS 516.65
Lineage: Eukaryota; Fungi; Ascomycota; Eurotiomycetes; Eurotiales; Aspergillaceae
Exons: 4
Coding region: 13-1641 (542 amino acids)
Biological process (GO): fatty acid metabolic process
Molecular function (GO): medium-chain fatty acid-CoA ligase activity
Source: RefSeq, a predicted model, not a curated record